Messenger RNA from Rhodotorula toruloides NP11, 561 nucleotides. Its product is annotated as iron-sulfur cluster assembly protein. The transcript is spliced from 6 exons. Gene Ontology annotation, cellular component: mitochondrial matrix; cytoplasm. NCBI's taxonomy places the organism in Eukaryota, Fungi, Basidiomycota, Microbotryomycetes, Sporidiobolales, Sporidiobolaceae. Gene Ontology annotation, biological process: intracellular iron ion homeostasis; iron-sulfur cluster assembly. Gene Ontology annotation, molecular function: 2 iron, 2 sulfur cluster binding; ferrous iron binding. The record is from RefSeq and is a predicted model, not a curated record. Bases 1 to 561 code for a protein of 186 amino acids.
AUGUUUGCUGCCAUCCGCACUCCCAUGCUCCGCACUGCUGCCCGCCCGGCACUCGCCGCCCGCGUCGCUGCUCCCCAGACCCGCCUCUACCACGAGAAGGUGAUCGACCACUACGAGCGUCCCAGGAAUGUCGGCUCGCUCGACAAGAACGACAUCAACGUCGGCAGUGGUCUCGUUGGUGCUCCCGCUUGCGGUGACGUCAUGAAGCUCAUGAUCCAGGUCGACGACAAGGGAAUCAUCUCGGACGUCAAGUUCAAGACGUUCGGCUGCGGUUCUGCCAUCGCCUCGUCGUCUUACAUGACCGAGCGUGUCAAGGGGUUGUCCUUGGAGGAAGCUGGAGCGAUCAAGAACACGGAGAUCGCGCAAGGCCUCUCCCUUCCCCCUGUCAAGCUUCACUGCUCCAUGCUUGCGUGCGACGCCAUCAAGGCUGCCAUCAAGGACUACCACAAGAAGCGUGCCGCUGGAGGAAAGGCGACCAAGCCCGGCCACAUCGACGUCAGCAUGAGCGCGGCGACGGGCAAGACGGAGGCGCAGGCCCACCCCGGCUCGGGCGCCGUCUAA